Molecule: messenger RNA, 933 nt
Organism: Effrenium voratum
Lineage: Eukaryota; Dinophyceae; Suessiales; Symbiodiniaceae
Source: the annotation of a GenBank genome assembly
AUGCACUUGUGCGACUAUCAUUACGCGGACGUGGUUCUCACGCUGGCCUAUGCCAGCGUCUACUUCCGUAGUGCUUUCACUGCCAUUGGCCAGAAGAUGAGCGAUUACGAGGCAGCGCAUGUUUGCGUUCUCCUCAUCUACCUGGCGCAUAGCUUUUUGCUGGAUGAGACCUGCCCUUUGAGGGUUUGGCAGCAGCACAUCUUCAAGAAGUACUGCAACCUAAAAGUGCUCGAUGCCGCCCUCUUUCGCAUCUUCAAGAUGCGGGGCUUCCGGCUGCGAAUCACCGAAGCGGAGGAGAAGCAGGCCCUCAGUGUUUUGCUUCUGAGGACGAACGGGCUUCACGAUGCCAAUGGUGCAUCCAGGAGGUCCAGUUCCAGCUCCAAAGGAGUCCAGGAUCACGUGAAUGUCGACAUUAUCAACUGCAAGAGUGAGGACAAGCAAGCGCCAGCCAAGGCAGCAGACGGUAGGCCGGUGGAGUCAGAGCGGACAGGCCCCAGGUUGCUUGCAGAGCCCUCAAUGGCAAACCUGGCGGUGCCGGAUGUUUCGCAGAAGCAAAGGCCCUCCCGCGGUGCAACCGCUGGCCAAAGCGGCUGGGUGGGCAUCCGGGCGCCCGCGCAGCGGGCUCCGAGGGUGGCGCGGGGCGACGAUGCGGUGGUCAUCCCAACAGUGAUCGCGACCAUUGCAGGCCUCGCCGUGGGCGUGGCCUUUGCCAAGGCGGUGGAGGUGGCCGGCACCGCAUCCCAGGAGCGCGGCACUCUGAGCGAGGGCCUCAAGGCUCAGCUCAGCGCCGACGCAGGCAUGGAAGAUGUUGAGGAUGAUGAGACCACCAAGCAGUCCGAGCUGCUGGAAAGUCUGAAGAAGGCGCAGGGUAUCAGCGAGGAGGAGGUGAAAAAACUGAAGAAGUCCAAGGUGGAGGAGGACGAUGGGUGGUGA